AUGAAUUCAGCACAGGAAAUGUCAGAGAAGCAAAAAGCUGACGAUCUAACCGUCAAUCUCACCUCAAUUCCCGCCUCAACGCCCGGCACAAGCACUUCCCCGGCCAUCAACCUAGUAACCUGGGAUGGACCCAACGACCCCGAAAACCCCCAGAAUUGGCCUCGAUCAAUAAAGCUGGCCCGAUCCGCAGCACCGCUAGCGGUAAUCUUCUCGAUAUCCAUCGCAUCAAGUAUUUUCGGAGCCGCCUCCGACAUCACAGCACAAGAGUAUGGCGUCUCACAAGAAGUCAUGAGUCUGGGCGUAGCCCUCUUCGUCGCAGGCUUCGCCGUCGGCCCUCUCGUCUUCGCUCCAAUGGCCGAAGUCGUCGGCAACGCACCACCAAUGGCCGUCGCUCUAACAGGCUGUGCCAUUUUCCAGAUCCCACUCGCCCUAGCUUCGAACGUGCAAACCAUCCUCCUAAGCCGUUUCCUAGCAGGCACAUUCGGCGCCGGCGGACUAGCCGUCGGCUCAGGAAUCCUAGCCGAUAUCUUCGGCCCUGUCACCCGCGGAGUCGCAGUGGGCGUUUCCGCAACCUUCAUGAACAUGGGGAGUCUGGUCGGCCCAGUGGUCGGUGCAUACAUCGUCGACGCCUAUGGCUGGCGCUGGACCGCAUGGGUAACUCUCAUCCUCUGCGCAACCGUCGGAUUAGCAUGUACCGUGAUCCUGCGCGAAUCCUCGCACAACCGCAUCCUGAUGAAUCGGGCAGCGCGCCUGCGCCGCGAAACAGGUAACCAUGGUCUUCGCGCGCAGGCCGAAAUGGCCUCCCUGGACCCAAAGGUCCUGCUGAGGAAAUACACGACCAAACCGGUCCGCAUGUUCGUUCGAGAACCAAUCCUCAUCGUCAUGACAACAUACCUGACCCUCGUGUACGGCUCUCUAUACCUCUCGUACCAGCUCUUCCCGCGCGCGUUCCGCAGUCGCGGGUGGAGUAGGCCUACGGCGACAUUGCCGUUUCUCUCUGUUGGGCUGGGCGUGAUAUCGGCACUGGCGCUGUUUUCGACGUUCACCAUGACAUGGUUUAAGAGGCGGUGGGUGGCUGCGCAGAAGGGGUCGAGAGGUGAAUCGAUGCCUGCGCGUAUUGCGCCGGAGAAUAGGUUGCCGCCUAUGGUUCUUGGUGCUGUUUUGCUGCCGCCUGCUCUGCUUUGGUUUGGGUGGUCGGGUGGUGCGCAUUGGAUUGCGCAGGUGAUUGCGUGCUAUGCUAUUGGGUUUGCAUUGCAGACAAUUUUCAUCUGUGGGAUUGUGUAUAUUGUUGACGUGUACUUGCUCAAUACGGUGUCUGCAACUUCCAUCCAUGUGAUGGUUCGGAGCGUGGUCUCGGCGACAUUCCCGCUGUUCGAAGGUCCCAUGUAUGAAACACUGGAUAUCAAUUGGUCGGCUACCUUGCUGGCUGGCCUGUCGACGGUGAUCAUGGCGUCCCCUAUUCUUUUCAUCAUUUACGGCUCUCGGAUUCGAAGCUGGAGCCGCUUCUCCGUUAGUGGUGGCUAA
Molecule: messenger RNA, 1524 nt
Organism: Penicillium olsonii
Lineage: Eukaryota; Fungi; Ascomycota; Eurotiomycetes; Eurotiales; Aspergillaceae
Source: the annotation of a GenBank genome assembly